Messenger RNA from Pocillopora damicornis (cauliflower coral), 3693 nucleotides. Its product is annotated as zinc metalloproteinase-disintegrin-like MTP8. The record is from RefSeq and is a predicted model, not a curated record. NCBI's taxonomy places the organism in Eukaryota, Metazoa, Cnidaria, Anthozoa, Scleractinia, Pocilloporidae. Gene Ontology annotation, molecular function: metalloendopeptidase activity. Gene Ontology annotation, biological process: proteolysis.
ACAGGAAGUACGUGACAGUCCUCCACGGGCGGUGGAUAGGCAACCUAAACGCGAACGAAUUAUUCUGUAUCUUAGUCACGUCUAUAGAGGAAGCUGUUUUUUCUUUAGUAACAUAAAUGACGAGCUUAAAUCUGUUAGAAAUCUCUUUCAUAAUCCUUGUUGUGCACUUGGGAUUUCUGCAAGGCAACUCAGAUAAAGAGAGCAGUUUUAGACAAGAAGUGCGAAGCUACCAGUUCGUCUCACCGCGGUUAAGCCUUAAUCAACAAGGCCGAUCGAGAAGAACAAGAGAUACUUCAACGAAAUCAAGUUCGGGUGGUCAUUUGGGAAGAGCAACGUUUUCCCUUAGAGGAUUUGGCAAGGAAUUUGUCUUAGAUGUUGUACAAAACCGCGUUUUGUUCUCCGCCAAUUAUGUGUCAAGAUAUUUUAAAACGGAUGGUGGAGAAAUCAUUGCCAAAAAUGAGAGAAAUGAAAAUUGUUUUUAUCAAGGAAAUAUUCAAGGCUUGAAGCACUCAAUUGUUGCUAUUAGCACUUGUCAAGGAAUCGAGGGAAUGAUAUAUGAUGGGAAUGAGACAUAUUACAUUCAACCAUUCCCUGGAAAUGCAGACAGACAUGUUAUGUACCGUGCUUCAGACCUGAGAACUGGUAAAAAACAUUGUGGUGUGACGCAUUCUGAUUUUACACAUGCUAUGGAGGAUUUUGUUUCUCUAGGAAAACAUCGGUCUCGCAGAAGUGUGAUGAGUGAAACCAAAUUUGUGGAGCUAAUUAUAGUCAAUGAUGGUAGUCAGUACAAGUACUUUAAGAGAAACAGGACAGCAGUUGAAUAUCGUUCAAAGAUGAUAGCUAACAUGGUAGACUCUUUGUACCGACCUCUCAAGAUACGUGUAGCUCUGACUGCAGUGGAAACUUGGACCCAAGGCGAUAAAAUAAUGGUUGAUGAAGAUUCAGACAAGAGUUUACAAAACUUUAUGAAAUACAGAAAUUCAGAUUUGGUCAAAAAAUACCCACAUGACAAUGCACAGCUGCUGACGAGGAUAAAUUUUAAAGGUUCAACUGUUGGAAAGGCUUCAGUUUUGGCCAUGUGUGGUGAGAGGUCUGGUGGUGUAGUACAGGAUCAUUCUGACAGUGCUGCAGCUACAGCAGCAACGUUAGCUCAUGAAAUGGGUCACAACUUUGGAUUUCUUCAUGAUCAGGACAUUCCAGGUUGUAAAUGUGAUGCACCAACUAAUCAAGGAUGCAUCAUGUCUUCUGUAGCAAAGAACACACCCUCAACAGACUGGUCAUCAUGCAGCAAAGAUUCAUUUGACACAUACCUGAAGCGGGGCCUGGAUGCCUGUUUGUUUAACACUCCAUCAAACUUGUUUGGAGAUGCAUUGUGUGGUAAUGGCUUCAAAGAGGAGGGUGAAGAAUGUGACUGUGGCACCAUAGAGGAGUGUGAAAAGUAUGGUGAUCAUUGUUGUAAUGCCACAACCUGCAAGCUUCAUCCUGCCUCUGAAUGUGAUUCUGGCCCAUGUUGUGACAAAUGUAAACAUAAACCUCAAGGUUUUCUCUGUCGCGACACGAUCAAUGAAUGUGAUUUACCAGAAGUUUGUACUGGAAAAUCAGGAUUGUGUCCCAGCAAUAAAUACGUGCAGGAUGGUGCAACUUGUGCCAAUGGCGAGGGAUACUGCUUCAAAGGCAAAUGCCCCUUACACGACACACAGUGCAAAGACUUUUGGGGAAAAGAUGCACUUUCCGGCCCAGACGGUUGUUAUAACUGGAAUAAGCAAGGAAAUUACAGAGGGCAUUGUGGCUUUCAGGGUAGCAACGUAUAUAAGAAGUGUGAUGAAAAGGACAAGCUCUGUGGCAUGCUUCAAUGCACAAACGUAGAAGAUAAGACUCACCCAAUAAUCGGACACCCCAAAGGCUCUUAUGGACACACCUCUGGCGAAACACUGUGCAAAAGUGCUUCUGUUAGUCUUGGCUCAGACAUUCCCGAUCCUGGUGAAACUUUGGAAGGGACAAAAUGUGGAAAGAAUAUGCUUUGCAUUCAGCGGAAAUGUAUCAGCAUAGACGUGUUUAAUGCCAAUAACAAACCAUGUCCAAACAACUGCUCAGGUGAAAACGGGAUUUGUAACAACGAUGCAGAGUGUUUCUGUCAUAGUUGUUGGACAGGAGCAGAUUGUAGUGUUCCACAGUGUGGAACAGAAGGUAAUGGUACAGAGUACACAAUAAGCACCCCAACUAAUUUCACAGGUGUGCCAGAACGAGAGAGUUACAAGAUAGGUUUUGACAAGAAUAAUGAGAUUGACCCUUCAAGCUCUUACCUUUAUUGGCAGGAGGAAAUAUCUUCAAAACUGUAUAGAGAAUUUAAUCUUGAUGCUGGCAUCGUUCUGUCAACAGGGACUGCAGAACCUCAGGCAAAGCGAAGCAAUUUGGCUGGGAUUUUGAUUUUGGUGUUUUUUAUAAUUUUCCUGAUCGUUGGUGCUGUUUUUGCUUUUAUUUACCGGAAGCAAUUGAAAGAGAAAUGGCAAACAUUCAAGCAAAAGGCCCCUGUCAAUAAAAGUUAUCAAGGUCUGUCCCGGGCUUCUCCUAAACAAACCAGGGCUCGUAAUGGAGCAGAAGCUACAGCAACGACAAAUUCUGAGCCCUUAAAGCCGAGACCCGAUAUAUCGGGGCCUACGCUCACAAGUACCACCCGUAAGGAGCCUGUAAAUGUAACAACUAAUCCGUUAGGGACAAGUAAAUUCACAGCUGCAUCCACUAAACAAGAACAACCGGCCUCUCAGCCACCAGUGGUCUUUAAGCCUACCCCACCGAAACCGGAUAAACCUGAACCACCUGUUGUAGAAAAGGAGAAGCGUCCUCCCAACCUUCCACCUGUCAAACUUCGAAAUCGUGAUUGGCCACCCAAAGGUGACAAGACAGCAUCAUUAAAUCGCGCCUCCAGUCCUCCGUCAGUAACAGAACCAACUAGACCGGUAAAACCUGUUAAACCUCCGAGACCAGAAAGUCACGCGGGUGUUUUAGAUAAACCAUCUGUCCCUCCCCACCCUGGCGUAAAGGCUUCGAAAGAAUGGCCCCCUCGCGAUAAGAAAAACGAUACACAUUCAAACCCAGCUCAGGGAUCUAGAGCCCCUACGAGUCAACCUAUAGUUCCACUAAGGCCGGUUCCGAAAGCUGUUAAAGGACCUUCAGAAGAAAGACCAUCUUCCAUUCCACUGAAACCGUCUGAUAUUAAAAAGGGCCUCGGAACCGGAAACGAUAGGCCUCUUUCAGCUUCAAAUGUUGCAAGCCCUAAAAAGGUUCCUCUUAAGCCCCCUGGGCCCAUUCCAAAGCGUCCUGGAUCAAAGCCGACGUGAACGACGGGAUAUCGCCAUUAUAUGAUGUACAUAGAGAUAGAAUGUCCUGAAGUAAGAAAUGCCCAUAACAUAGACAGCUAUUGAAUUCGUAUAAUAAUCCGCCAGUAAGAUAUGAUGAACGAGAAAGUUUUAAAUUAGUCACCCAUCGUAAAUCGGGCUGCUUUCAUUAUAAAGUAAAUUAAUGAUACAACAUGCUAAUUUAAGUAAGGUAAACUAACAUACAUUUAAACAAUUUAACUAAGUCGAUGUUUCAAAUGAUGUUACAAGGUGCGAUAAUCCUUUUAUCACCAGGCAAUAUGUCACUUUCUUCAAUGAAAAGACUGGGUGGUUAAACUUUUCCAUCCAAGACAAGGAA